UGACCCUACAUCUCCACAAAUUCUUUCAGGGCACUGCCGUGAAGGAGGACAGAAGAGGCUGCAGCUGAGAGGCGAUCUGCCCUUUCUGGUCACCAAGGGUUUCAGAUCUCCUCCCCUAGCCUCUCCCAGUCUUUUGUACUUUCUGUGCUAAUCCAUCCAGUGCAGCAUACACUGACAGAGGCAGGAGCUGGAAAGCCUGCUCUGAAAGCCUCUGAAUGCUGCUGGACCAGCCGCAGGCAUGAACUUGAAAACUGUGCUCAUCAUCCUUGGUCUGGCGUUAGCCACGAUCUUUGCCUUGGUCUGCGUGUUGCUGACCAGAGAAAGGACCCCCAGAAGCUGCCAGCACCUGCCCCCAGAGCAGGAGGACACUGAGGAUGGCCAGAGCCUGGUGUUUGCUGACCUGACACCUGAGGAGAUGUCCCAGGUGGUGGGGUACCUGCAGGGACACCUCGGGGUGCCGCUGGUGGACGCCUCCCGUGCCAAACCCUCGGACAACUGCAUCGCCUCCGUGGAUCUGCAGGUCCCCGGCAAGGCAGAGGUGCUGCGGUUCCUGGACGGCGGCGGGGCUCGUCCCCCCCGGGAGGCUCUGGCUGUGCUGUACUUUGGGAAGCAGCCAGAGCCCAACAUCACCGAGUACGUGGUGGGGCCGCUGCCGAGGCCAGCGUACCACCGAGACGUGACGGUGCAGAAGUACGGGGGGAAGGUGCCCUACCACCGCAGACCGACGCUGGCUGUUGAAUACAAGCAGAUCGGAGGUUUUCUGAAGAGCCAAGUGUUCCCCUCAGCUCCAGCUUUCAUGCAACAAGUUAUGGAGUAUGAUGGAACCAAUCUUGCAGUUGUGACAGCUGCUCCCCGUGGAUUCCAGUCUGGAGAUCGUGUCACCUGGUUUGUCCUGUUUCAGAACGUGAGUGGGUUCUUUGUGCACCCGGUGGGGCUGGAGGUGCUGGUGGACCACAGCAGCCUGGACAUCUCGCAGUGGGCAGUGAGCAGGGUGUUCUACAACGGGCAGUACUACAGGGACAUGGUGCAGCUGGAGAGCGCCUACGUGCAGGGUCGGAUCAGCGUGGAGAAGGUGAGGAAGGCGCCGUGGGACGGGGACUUCUCGUCCAUGAGGCCUCGAGCGCCUGCGGCCGCGCAGUUCCCGGUGCAGUUUGAGCCGCAGGGUCCCCGCUACAGCGUCAGGAACAACCAUGUGCUGUUCCAGGGCUGGAGCUUUGCCUUUGGGAUGAGCGUGAGCACAGGCCUGCGGCUGUUUGACAUCCGACACAAGGGGGAGAGGGUUGCCUAUGAGAUCGGCGUGCAGGAGGCGCUGUCCGUGUACGGCUCCAACUGCCCGGGAGGGAUGUCCACGCGCUACAUGGACGGCAGCUUUGGCCUGGGGCGCUACACCUCCCCCCUGGUGCGAGGGCUGGACUGCCCCUACCUGGCCACCUACGUGGACACACACGCUCUGUCUGACAGCCUGAGGCCCGAGAAGAGGAAGGCUUCGCUCUGCAUCUUUGAGCAGAACCUGGGCUCCCCUCUGAGGCGCCACUACUCCAACUUGCAGUCGCUCUACUACGGGGGGCUGGUCAACUCCGCUCUGGUCAUUCGGUCCAUUGCCACCGUGGGCAACUACGACUACGUGUGGGACUUCAUCUUCUACCAGAACGGGGCCCUGGAGGGCAAGGUGCAGGCCACGGGGUACCCAAGCUCAUCCUUUCUCCAUGGGGAUGGCCUGAGAUACGGCAAUAGGCUUUGGGAGCACACCCUGGGUACAAUACACACCCAUUUUGUCAACUAUAAGGUGGACUUGGACGUGGGAGGUAGGUCUGGAUCUUCUUUUAACGUCUGCCAUUGUUCGUAUAAGCCCCAGAGCUUUGAGGUUUGCCUCCUUGUCCUUACAGUCCCUAAUAACUAACAU
This is a messenger RNA of Vidua macroura (Pin-tailed whydah), 1903 nucleotides long. RefSeq names its product membrane primary amine oxidase-like. Gene Ontology annotation, biological process: amine metabolic process. Gene Ontology annotation, molecular function: quinone binding; copper ion binding; primary methylamine oxidase activity. NCBI's taxonomy places the organism in Eukaryota, Metazoa, Chordata, Aves, Passeriformes, Viduidae. The coding region runs from base 239 to 1900 and encodes 553 amino acids. Gene Ontology annotation, cellular component: plasma membrane. The record is from RefSeq and is a predicted model, not a curated record. The transcript has a single exon.